AUGGUUUCGUUGAUACAGACAGAGACAGUAAUAGCAGCAGCAGCAGCGCCUAACGAGAAAAGUUAUAAAGCAACGAGUCGAGCCAACGAUCUCUUUGAACGUCAUCUCUAUACCGAUGCCAUGACCGAAUAUACCAAAGUGUUACAAACGUCAACGGCAGAACCCGACUAUCUUGCCCUGAUCUAUGCUAACCGAAGUGCUACCUAUCUUAAGCUCAACCAAUAUCAGCAAGCAUAUACAGAUGCUGUCCAAGUCAUUGACCUGGCUCCUCAUUGGUCCAAGGCAUUAUUACAGUUAUCUCAGUUUGAUGAAGCGAUCGGAUUAUUAAAGACAGCGAUUCAGAAAGAAAAUAAACAGGAAAAUAGAGAACAGAUAUCUCGUACACUGACAAAGACCUUGAUCGAAAAGGACAAUGACGGUAUGGGUAUUGCCAUUCUUCAACUGGUAUGUGGCAAAGACAUUGCGAUUGAAAAGAGUAUGAAUCCUAUCCAGAAUAAAUUGUAUGAAUUUGCGUCACACAUGAAGAAUAUUAUCCAUUUACUCGUGGAUAAACAGACCAAACGAUGCGUGAUUGUGGAUGCGUGCUGGGAUAUUGACAGUAUUCUCAAGUAUGUGACGGAGAGAGGUUAUACGAUUGUUGCCUCGGUGGUGACGCAUUAUCAUUUCGACCAUGUGGGCGGUACACCUCCCUCCCCUUAUGACACUUUACCCAUCAAAAUCUCGGGUCUGGCCAGUUUAUUAAAAAAGUUACCCCACAUCAAAGCCUAUGUGCAUCCACUCGAUAUACCCUUUAUUCAACAAGCCAAUCCCACCAUCCCAUCCAACCGUAUGGUACCUACCUGUACUGAAAACAUUACAGCGGAACUCAUCAUUGGUCAAUUACAUAUCCGAUUUAUACACACACCGGGACAUACACCCGGUUCCCAAUCUUUACUGAUCAAUCACUCGAGAUUAAUUGCAGGUGAUACUUUACUCUGUGGUGGUCACUGCGGUCGAACGGAUUUGCCUGGUGGGGAUCGAAAAUCCAUGCAACAUACAUUGCGUCAUGUGCUGGGCGAUCUGGAUAACCGCAUCAUUGUUUAUCCUGGUCAUGAUUAUGGUGUCUCUUGGUCUACCAUCGGUAUGGAAAGAGAAAAUGGUUGUCUAGGUGAUGAAUUAGUUGGUUUUGGUAUGAAAAAUUAG
This is a messenger RNA of Mucor mucedo, 1182 nucleotides long. RefSeq names its product beta-lactamase-like protein. The record is from RefSeq and is a predicted model, not a curated record. Gene Ontology annotation, molecular function: protein binding. Bases 1 to 1182 code for a protein of 393 amino acids. The transcript has 3 exons. NCBI's taxonomy places the organism in Eukaryota, Fungi, Mucoromycota, Mucoromycetes, Mucorales, Mucoraceae.